AUGUUGACAUACAAGUAGGUUAGAUGAACACUUGUUCACCGCUGUGUGUCUGUGUCACUUUCCGAUUUAGGUGGAAGCGGGCGGAGAGUCGCUACACCAUCGAGCGGGCCUCCAUCAUCAGCCACUGGAACUGGCUCCAGGCCCACAUCUCAGACCUGGAGUACCGCAUCCGCCAGCAGACAGACGUCUACCGACAGAUCCGUGCCAACAAGGUACAGCACCGCCUCAACAUUGGGCUAAAUAUGCCAUUUAGCAGACGCUUUUAUCCAAAGCGACUUACAGUCAUGCGUGCAUAAUAUAAAAGUAAUAUGGUAAUUUCAUCCAAAGCGACUUGCAGAAGUGACAACCUUGUCACUGACAUAUAUUCAGUAUAUGUGGCCCAUGCGGUAGUCAAACCCACAACCCGGGUGUUGCUUCUACCAUGCUCUAACCCACUUAACCAUUUGAAUGACCAUUUCUGUCCAGACCUGCAGCAUGUACAUGUGAAAGUGGCUUGUAAAGAGAUUAGCAUGAGCAGUGCCACAGAUGCCGUGUAGCCUAAAUUUGGAGUGCCACUAUUCACUCUAUUGUGGUAGUACUAGUACAAAUAUGGCCUACAUAAACGUCCUAUACACGUUAUGCCGUCUUUUUUAAGAUAAGAUAAGGUCUUAAUUGUUGGACAUUUAAGUGCAGCAACUUUCACAUAAAAUAAAUCACAUUAUGCGUCACAUAAUACAAAAGUAGUAUACAGCAGGUAAAUUACACCAUGUGUAGGAUGUGGGUUUGUCUCUCGCUGUGGAUGGUAGCCUAUACAGUAUUAUGUAAUGUCUGUGGCUGAUGUACGGUAUUUGACUCCACCCUCAGGGCUCAGUGGAGUUGGGAGGCGUGGCCCCCAGUGCAUUGGUGGUGGGCGGGGCAGAAGUUAAGACCGAGACUAUUCCCCAGGACUGUCAGGUCACAAUCACAGAGUCUGGACCCUGGAGAGGCCAGAAUGGCAGGCCGGUCAAUGGGGUCCUCAACAGGUACACACACAGAAUGCUUAACCUAACAAAGCAUAGAUUCUUCAAGUGCAUCUAUUUGGAGGAAGAACCUACGAAAAUAAGGCAUUAACUUGUUAUCUUUUCAAAGAUUGAUUGGAUACGUAAUUCAUUCACAUUGCUGUGGAGUGUCCGUUUCAGCCUGCCUUUGUAAAUGAAUAUUGAGGUGGAGGCCUAGAAGGAAUGUCAUUUGCUUCAACAAAUUGUCUCCCAAGUGCCAAUGACUACCCUAUUCAAAGAGCACCUUGCAUACCAGUCUCCGGCGCUAUACAGUUUUUACCCAUUUGAGCGCUCUACCCAUUGCUUCUUCUCUUCAAUGUGUCUUGUCUCUCCUCUCCAGGGUGUCAGAGAGUAACAGCAAACACCAACCCAGCCCCAACGACAGCACCUGUGUGGCAGCCCGUACGCGGCCCUUACUCAACUGCAGACGACGGAGACUUGUACAGCCUAACACAGUACCUAACCUCAAUGGCAAGGUAUGUUUCUGCAUGUGUACUUGCAGAUCCUUUUAGAUCCAUAGUAUGCUUUCCUCCUGCCCAGCACUAAAACCAAAAUAUAACUUAUCAUUUAAUUGCCUUUCUCCAGUGUUGUGUUUUGUUAUUUAUCCUCUUGUGCUCGUGGAUUACAUUUGACUGUAUUGUGUUAUUGAUUCUAUUGUGUGUUUUGAGUGGGCUGUAAACCUAGGAACAUAAGUCCUGAAGGACUAAUGGGCAUAUUAAAACCCAUUUGUUCCCAAAUCUUUCCCAGACAUACCGCUAUGCAAAUCUUAUGCCAUUAGUAUCCUAACCCGUAAUCCAUAUUGUAAAAAAAAAAAAAAGUUAAAACUAAUAAUUAUUUUCGUUUAUUGUGACCAAUGGAACAAGCAGUGAUCUACCUACAGUGCAUUCGGAAAGUAUUCAGACCCCUUGACUUUUUCCAUAAUUUGUUACAGCCUUAUUCUAAAAUUGUUUUUUCUCCUCAUCAAUCUACGCACAAUAACCCAUAAUGACAAAGCUAAAAUAGGUUUAUAGACAUUUUUGCAAAUGUAUUACAAAUAAAAAAACAUUUACAUAAGUAUUCAGACCCUUUACUCAGUACUUUGUUGAAGCACCUUUGGCAGCGAUUAAAACCUUGGUGUCUUCUUGGGUAUGAUACUACAAGCUUGGCACACCUGUAUUUGGGAGUUUCUCCCAUUCUUCUCUGCCGAUCCUCCCAAGCUCUGUCAGGUUGGAUGGGGAGCGUCGCUGCAUAGCUAUUUUCAGGUCUUUCCAGAGAUGUUCGAUCGGGUUCAAGUCCAGGCUCUGGCUGGGCCACUCAAGAAUAUUCAGAGACUUGCAGGUUUCCUCCAGACGUGACGCUUGGCAUUCAGGCCAAAGAGUGCAAUCUUGGUUUCAUCAGACCAGAGAAUGUUGUUUCUCAUGGUCUGACAGUCCUUUAGUUGCCUUUUGGCAAACUCCAAGCGGGCAGUCAUGUCUCUUCUACUGAGGAGUGGCUUCCUUCUGACCAUUCUACCAUAAAGGCCUGUGGUGGAGUGCUGCAGGGAUGGUUGUCCUUCUGGAAGGUUCUCCCAUCACUACAGAGGAACUCCGGUGCUCUGUCAGUGACCAUCGGGUUCUUGGUCACCUCCCUGACCGAGGCCCUUUUCCCCCGAUUGCUCAGUUUGGCCGGGCGGCCAGCUCUAGGAAGAGUCUCUUGGUGGUUCCAAACUUCUUCCAUUUAAAAAUGGAGGCCACUUUGUUCUUGGGGAACUUCAAUGCUGCAGACAUAUUUUAGUGCCCUUCCCCAAAUCUGUGCCUCGACACAAUCUUGUCUCAGAGCUCUAGGGACAAUUCCUGCGACCUCAUGGCUUGGUUAUUGCUCUGACAUGCACUGUCAACUGUGGGACCUUUAUAUAGACUAUAUAGUGCCUUUCCAAAUCAUGCCCAAUCAAUUGAAUUUACCAUAGGUGGACUCCAAUCAAGUUGUAGAAACAUCUCAAGGAUGAUCAAUGGAAACAGGAUGCGCCUGAGCUCAAUUUCGAGUCUCAUAGCAAGGGGUCUGAAUACUUAUGUAAAUAAGGUAUUUCUGUUUUUUAUUUUAAAUAUUUGCUACAAUUUCUAAACCUGGUUUCACUUUGUCAUUAUGGGGUAUUGUGUGUAGAUUUUAGGAAAAUAAUUUAUUUCAUCCAUUUUAGAAUAAGGCUGUAACGUAACAAUGUGGGAAAAGUGUAGGGGUCUAUAUUUUAGUCAUUUAGCAGACGCUCUUAUCCAGAGCGACUUAGUGAGUGCAUACAUUUUUCAUACUGGCCCCCCGUGGGGAAUGAACCCACAAGCGCCAUGCUCUACCAACUGAGCUACAGGGGACUACACUUUCCGAAUGUGCUGUACCUAUAGUGCCUUCAGAAAGUAUUCAUACCCAUUGACUUAUUCCACAUUUUGUUACAGCCUGAAUUCAAAAUAGAUAAAAAAAAUCACCCAUCUACACACUACCCCAUAAUGACAAAGUGAAAACAUGUUUUUAGAGAUGUUUGCAAAUGUAUUGAAAAUGAAAUGCAUAAAUAUCUAAUUUACAUAAAUAUUCACACCUGAGUCAAUUUGUAGAAGCACCAACAGUCUCUACAGCACUUCACCAAUCUGGGCUUUAUGGGAGGGUGGCCAGACAGAAGCCACUCCUGAGAAAAAGGCACAUGACAGCACGCCUGGAGUUUGCAAGAAGGCACGUGAAAGACUCAGAGUACAAGGCAGAAAAUUCAGUGGUAUUUUUGUUCCCCUCCUGUACUCCCUAUUCACCCACGACUACAUGGCCACACACAACUCCAACACCAAGUUUGCUGAUGACACGAUGGUGGUAGGCCUGAUCACCUGCGACGAUGAGAGCCUACAGGGAGGAGGUUCGUGACCUGGCAGUGUGCUGCCGGGACAACAAACUCUCCCUCAACGUCAGUAAGGGGAACUGAUCGUGGACUACAGGAAACGGUGUGGCGAGCAAGCCCCCAUCCACAUCAACGGGGCUGCAGUGGAGCGGGUCAGGGGCUUCAAGUGCCUCGGUGUCCAAAUCAAUAAGGACUUAAAAUGGUCCACACGCGCACAGUCGUGCUGAAGGCACAACAUUGCCUGUUUCCCCUCAGGAGGUUGAAAAUGUUUGGCGUGGGCCCUCGAAGUUCUACAGCUGCACCGUUGAGAGCAUCUUGGUAUGGCAACAGCACUGCUACAGAAGGUGGUGCGGACAGCCCAGUACAUCACUGGGGCCGAGCUCCCUGCCAGCCAGGACCUCUAUCAGGCGGGGUGAAAGGAAAGUCCGGAACAUUGUUAGACUCUAGCCACCCAAGCCAUAGACUGUUCUCUCUGCUUCCGCACAUCAAGUGUGACACCAACAGGCUCCUGAACAGCUUCUAUCCCCAAGCCAUUUGGACUGCUAAAAAGCUAACAAAAUGUCUACACGGACUGUCUGAGUUGACCCUUGUUUAUUUUAAGUUUUGCGCUGUCUAUGCACACACACAGGACUACGCACACUAACACAACACACACGCACGCCAUUUUGCUCACACAACAUGCAUACACAUUUAUACUGACAACACAAACGCGCGCACACAUUUACAUUUAAAUUUUAGUCAUUUAGCAGACUUACAGUUAGUGCAUACAUAAAAAAUGUUCAUACCCCCUGUGGGAAUCGAACCCACAACCCUGGCGUUGCAAACGCCAUGCUCUAUCAACUGAGCUACAUCCCUGCCGGCCAUUCCCUCCCCUACCCUGGACGACGCUGGGCCAAUUGCGCGCCGCCCCAUGGGUCUCCCGGUCCUGCCGGCUACGACAGAGCCUGGAUUCAAACCAGGAUCUCUAGUGGCACAGCUGCAGUGCCUUAGACCACUGCACCACUCGGGAGACUAGCAUACAAUCAUAUUCGCUGCUGCUACUCUGUUUACCAUAUAUCGAGAUGCCUAGUCACCUUACCCCUAUACAUACAGUAUCUACCUCUAUCGCGUCAGUAUACCUGCACAUUGUAAAUAUGGAAUUGGAAAUUACCCUGUAUAUAGCUUACUUCUCGUCUUUUUAUUUGUGUUUUUGUUCUACCUUAUUUGUAUUACUACAUUUAUAUUGAUUACUGCAUUGUUGGGUUUAGCGCUAGCAAGAAAGUAAUUUCACUGUACCUGUGCACGUUACAUAACUUGAAAUUGUGUUUUCCAGGCCUGGAAAAGUUUCGGAAAAUUAUAAUCUUAAAUUUAGGAAAAGUCAUGGAAAGUAACUUCAUAAUUUCUGUUAAUGUAAUUUAUUUAAGCAGAGUUAUUUUUAUAUUUGAUCAAUGAAAUAAAAAUCAAAUCAGCCAGGCUCGGAAUUACACGUUUGCGCGCAUCACCUGCAUGUGUGUGAGACGAGUGGGCUGUAGCUCAAGGAGAGAGCGAGACAGUCGGACAUUGCAGCAGCAGGUAGGCCUAGCCUAUAAAAUAUAAGAGAAAAGACUAAGUACCCAAUUCAAAACAUAUCUUGUACCCUCUAGUUAACUGUUUAGCUAUUAUUAGCAUGCGUGGAUGUUUUCAUUAUGUCAUGUCCCAAAAAACCCACACUCUCACCAAUAAGGCCGUAAAAAGUUGAUGUACUUACUUGACUGAUUAAUUUAAACAAUUAUUUUUGACGGAACCAACGAUUCACUUCGCCAAUGUAUUAUUUUGUAUUCGGUUCAAUCACAGUGAAUCUAAUCAUGUGAAUCGCGAAAAGUGAUUUUAAGAAAACAUUUUUAGCCCUUUGAAUUAUGUGGCUUCAACUUGUUUUGUACUGUGCCUUCGGAAAGUAUUCAGACCCCACAUUUUGUUACGGAUAAAAUCCUCAGCAAUUUACACACAAUACCCCAUAACGACAAAGCAUAAACCGUUUUUUAUCAUUUUUAGCAAAUGUUUAUUUACAUAAGUAUUUGGACCCUUUGCUAUGAGACUCGAAAUUGAGCUCAGAUGCAUCAUGUUUCCAUUGAUCAUCCUUGAGAUGUUUCUACGACUUGAUUGGAGUCCGUCUGUGAUAAAGUAAAUUGAUUGGACAUGAUUUGGAAAGGCACACACCUGUCUAUAUAAGGUCCCACAAUUGACAGUGCAUGUCAGAGCAAAAACCAAGCCAUGAGGUCGAAGGAAUUGUCCGUAGAUCUCCGAGACAGGAUUGUGUCGAGGCACAAAUCUGAGUAAGGGUACCAAAAAAAUGUCUGCAGCGUUGAAGGCCCCCAAGAACACAGUGGCCUCCAUCAUUCUUAAAUGGAAGAAGUUUGGAACCACCAAGACUCUUCCUAGCGCUGGCCGCCCGGCCAAACUGAGCAACCGGGGGAGAAGGGCCUUGGUCAGGGAGGUGACCAUGAACCCGAUGGUCACUCACAGAGCUCUAGAGUUCCUCUGUGGGGAUGGGAGAACCUUUCAGAAGGACAGCCAUCUCUGCAGCACCCCACCAUUCAAGCCUUUUAUGGUAGAGUGGCCAGACGGAAGCCGCCACUCAGUAAAAGGCACAUGACGGCCUGCUUGGAGUUAAAGACUUAAAGACUCUCAGACAAUGAGAAACAAGAUUCUCUGGUCUGACCACAACACUUUCACCCAGUUCUCCUCGGAAUCAUUCAGAUGUUCAUUGGCAAGCUUCAGACGGGCCUUUAUAUGUGCUUUCUUGAGCAGGGGGACCUUGCAGGAUUUCAGUCCUUCACGGCAUAGUGUGUUACCAAUUGUUUUCUUGGUGACUAUGGUCCCAGCUGCCUUGAGAUCAUUGACAAGAUCCUUCCGUGUAUUCUGGGCGGAUUCCUCACCGGUGAGAUCUUGCAUGGAGCCCCAGGCCGAUGGAGAUUGACAGUUCUUUUGUGUUUCUUCCAUUUGCGAAUAAUCGCACCAACUGUUGUCACCUUCUCACCAAGCUGCUUGGCGAUGGUCUUGUUGCCCAUUCCAGCCUUGUGUAGGUCUACAAUCUUGUCCCUGACAUCCUUGGAGAGCUCUUUGGUCUUGGCCAUGGUGGAGAGUUUGGAAUCUGAUUGAUUGAUUGAUUGCUUCUGUGGACAGGUGUCUUUUAUACAGGUAAAAAGCUGAGAUUAGGAGCACUCCCUUUAAGAGUGUGCUCCUAAUCUCAGCUCGUUACCUGUAUAAAAGACACCUGGGAGCCAGAAAUCUUUCUGAUUGAGAGGGGGUCAUAUACUUAUUUCCCUCAUUAAAAUGCAAAUCAAUUUAACAUUUUUGACAUGCGUUUUUCUGGAUUUUUUUGUUGUUAUGCUGUCUCUCACUGUUCAAAUAAACCUACCAUUAAAAUUAUAGACUGAUCAUUUUUGUCAGUGGGCAAACGUACAAAAUCAGCAGGGGAUCAAAUACUUUUUUACCUCACUGUAGAUACACCUCCAGUUGUUGGUCAUGGAAAUUUGGUGAAAAGUCAUAAGUCCAUCUGUCAAAAUAAAUCCUUAAGUCACUUCCACUGUAUUUUCCCGCUAGUCACCAGUGUGACAAGACAUUUUCAUAUACUGCGAGCAUCAUGUAUUCUAUGUAUUGAAUAUAUAGAGCGGCAGGUAGCCUAGAGGUUAGAGCGUUGAGCCAGUAACCGAAAGGAUGCUGGUUCUAAUACCCGAGCCGAGAAGGUGUGCCCUUGAGCAAGGCACUUAACCCUAAUUUGUGACAGUUUUUAAGAAAUCUCAAUUUAAAAAAGCACAUAUGUAAACUAAACCCUUUAAACAUUUUGUAUUUACAAAUAAAUAAUUGUUUUAAUUUCAACAAUGUAUUUUUAUGCUGUUAAAAGUACACCGUGGUGAGAUGCUCGUGGUCUGGUGACCGUUUUAAUAAAUCAUAUGAAACGAUCAUUCUCUAAAUCAGUUUUUCCCAACUCCUUGAGUACCUCCAACAGCACACGUUGUUUUAGCCCGGGACAAGCACACCUGAUUAAAUUGUCAACUAAUCAUCAAGCCCUCAAUGAGUUGAAUCAGGUGAGUUUGUCCGGGGCAACAACAAAAAUGUGUGGUGUUGACGGUACUCGAGGGCUGGAGUUGAAAUACACUGCUCUAAAUGAUACUAGACACCAUACUAAUGCAUAAUAUGACGCAUUAGUUGAAGUACAACUUUAACUUCUCUAGAGUUUAAAGUACUAACGUUUUGUGCGGUCGCUAUUGUGACUCAUGGGAUUAAAUGGAUAAAUAAACAAGUGACUUUUGGUGCGUCCCUUCCCAGGUCCCGAGAACCAGCGCUGUCCUGUGCAGCUGCAGGGUCAACCCCUCCUCCUGUGUGACAUGCGGGGGUCGCCCCAGCGCCCCCAGAGAAGACCCCCAGUACGAGCUGCCCUCCCUGGAGCGCUUGUCCCACCUGGACCCGGGCGUCCACCCCAUCCUCUCCCUCCCUGAUGGUAAGGAGCCAGGAGCAUAGAACCAUAAUCUAUUUUUAUUAUGUUUGUAUUAGCCAGGAGCCAGCACUGUACAGACUGAUACCAUACACUCCAUAUAUCUCUGUGCCCCUGCUUGGCCUGUUAUGAAAGUGGUGUGGGUGUAUACUGGUCGAAAUACAAAUUAUUUCACAAACGUGAGUCAUUUUUGUCCAUUGCGUUGUCACUAUUCCUGAUAUUUUUGUUAGCUAGCUGCGGUUGUUAGCAGCUAAGCAAGCUAGCUGCUACCUAUAUCAGUCAAAACGGCUUACUAGAUUUCAUCUUGUCAUCCAACUUUUAGCUACAAACCACAGGAUUUGAAAUGGAAUGGAAUGGCGAGAUGGUUGUGUGGAGGAUAUGCUUUGACUUGCUUUCUUGUUGGCUAGCUAAGUUAGCCGCGAUAGCUAGCUAGCAUGCUAGCUAACUGCUUUUCACAUGCCAACUCUUACAAACUACAUUUGAAAUAGUGACUGGCGAGAUAGUUGUUGUUGUUGCUUUGUCUUUUUUGGUGUGGAUUGCUUGGGUUGCUGCUAGCUUGUUUGCAGUGUGCACACCUGAGCCUGUCUCCCCUAGUCUCCUUCUCUCCACCAUAGAGUUUGAAGAAAAAAUGUAAAGCUGUUGGACAUUUGCACAAUACUGGUCUUCAACAAAUCAGACUGGCCUGUCUCGGCUAAAGAGCAUCAUGUUACAACCAUUAAAAAAAUAAACCGUUUGAGAUGGGGUUUUAAUGAAUGGUUCUUCACUACUUUAUGCUUUGGCCACAACUACAAGUAAAGGACGAGUCAACAUCAAUUCAAGUUUUUAGAAUUAGCUUUUUUUUGUUGAUUUUCAGUUACUUUAAGCCUUCCAAAACUAAAGGCCUGUCCUCAGUGGCUUUUGGUUAUUUCAACUCGUGACUUUUUAACAUGACAUUUAGGCUAAUUUGCUUCAAACCUGACAAUGUGCUUCUGAACUAGUCUAGUUUGUUUACCUGCCACCCCACAGAAAAAGGAGAAAAGGUGAGGGAGCUUCAGCUUAAAAACUGUAAAUAAAUGUGGAUAUCUCUUUAGCUAACCUGGCUAACUGUAACUUUCUCUACACGCUCUCGUAAUGUUGCUUAAUGCCUCCUAACAAGGUGACUCCAGUAAUGUAAACAUAUUGCCGUUUAUGACGUAACCACCUUAAGUGGUUCAGACUAGUUGACUGCCAUUCCAGAAGCACCUUGCUUGUAUUAGUUUUCAUUUUCACCUCCCUACUGUACAAUUUAUCAUCAUGGAGAGUGUGAAACAGCCUAUGUUUUAUAUAAACCCCUCCAUUCCUCCACUCACCUUGUCCCUUUUUCCUUCUCUCCUCUGCACCGACCAUAUCUUCUCGUGGAUAACAGUGAGUGUGCGUUUCUCUCCUUAGAUGUGUGUAUGAGCCUGCGGCUGCAGCAGGUGAUGAAGAGCCACUGGCAGGGCAAGGCCCCCGAGAGAACCAAGCCCCUCAAGAAGCUCUCGCUUAAACACAAGCUCUCCUCCAAAGACAAGCACAUCAAGCUGGCCAACUCGCUCAUGGCACACAGUGAGUAUAUGCGGGCAGAAGCACACACACAUAUAUGACGCAAUCCAAUACACACCUAGUGUAGUCAUACACACCUACUUAUAUACUUAUGCACACAACCUUUGGAAAGCAAGGUGUUUUCCACAAACAGUCAGGGAGUACACAUAUGACCCCUUGUGGACACAAAGAUACACACCCACUCGCACACAUAUAUGGGCACCAAAAGGAGAUAAACACAGCCUUUGGAAAUCAACUUGUCAGCCAUAGUCGAGUAUACACAAGGACUUUUGUCACAUUUGUUUUUUAUUUUACCAGAAUGUCUCUUGCCACACACACACCACCCUAGCUGUGUAGAAUUAAAAUCCCCUGACCAGUUUCUCUCCCCUCACCCCACAGGACUGUCUCACUAUAAGAGCCGGGCUGAGAAGCUGCAGCGACGACAACACCACCACCUGGAGGGCAACUGUGGGGUGCUGAGCGCCGCCAGGCUGGAGGGCCAGUCCCUCUGUAAGGCCGAGCGGCUUCUGCACGGCCUCCCCUCACCCUCCACAGGGCCCUAUGACCGGGGCUACAGUCGCAAGAGGCCCCGAGAGCACUUGCUGGACAGGACCCACGGCUGUGAGUUAACCACACUACUCAGAAGAACCCGACCUGGGUGAAAUACUUAAGCUGUGUUUAAUCAGCUUGCCAGGUGCAAUGGAAUCAAUGGACUAGUCCCAAAAGUGCAAAUCCCAAACUAAAUCAAGCUCCUCUCAUGUACUUCUGAGUACUUGAAAGCAUCAUUUGACAUAGGUUAUGUAUUUGACCCAAGUCUGCUCCGAACACACAAUCUGCUAUCCAUUUACAAUGCAAAAGAUGUCAUAACAAUCAUGACUAGUUGUCAAUCUCUCUUUUCCCCUUUCUCUUCCAGCCACCCCAAAGCUCUUCCUGGACUCGGGCAGCCCCUGCUCGUCCUUGGCCAGCCUACACUCGUCCCUCCACAGCCCCUCGCUAACCCGCCAGCUGUCCACCUCUUCGGAGAGCUCCAUCCCCAUGGGCCCCAACAGCUUCAGCUUCUCCAACACAACCGUAAGAUCAUCACAGCUUCUAUUGACCGUGUGUGUGUGGCCUAGGUGGAUCAUGAAUGUUCAGAUAAAAUAUGCAUUUUGUAUAACGUGAUUUUCUGUAAUGUAGAAUUGGGCAUCAUAUCAGUUCUGUUAAUUCCAUUUCUAUCUGCACUGUUCUGAAUGUUUCCCCUCACUAAAUACAAACCAUACCUGUUCAUAAUUGACUGGAUAAAUAGCUGUAUGAAUAAAGAUUAAAUAAAAUAAAUAAACCUCUGCUCCCCCUCAGCAGCCCAUCCGGAGGAGGCGAGGCGAGAGCUCCUUUGACAUCAACAACAUUGUGAUCCCCAUGUCUGUGGCGGCCACCACGCGCGUAGAGAAACUACAGUACAAAGAGAUCGUCACCCCGAAUUGGCGCGAAGUAGACAUUUUCUCCCAGCCAAUGGCAGAAGAGGAGAACGACACAGAGGUAAGAUGUUGCUUCAUUCCUAAGCCCUGCUUUGGGAACUGCCAUGUAUUUUGAAUGACCAACAUUUUACCUUGCUUCGUUCUUUUAACUCUUUAUGGAUCAAAGAGUCCUAUUUAAAUAACAAAUUUCUGUGUGUGUAGAUGGAGGAUCUCUCAGACGCGGCCUUCUCCCAGCUCCACCAGCCAUGCCAGGAUCAGGAACGUUCCCGCUGGACCUGGAUGGCCCUGGCCCCCGCCAAGAGGAGGGGCAGUAGGUCAGUAGGGGGCGCCUACAGUACACCCAACACGCACUCAUACACAGCACAGUACCUCAUCUCCACUGCCAUACUCAGUUUAGAUAAAUGUUCUCUACUUACUACAUCUGUGACCUAUUUGAUCAAUGUCAACACAUCAUUUAGUUGGAAAUAUUUUAGUGGGGUCUUUGCACAUUGUCAAUAUGCACUGAGUGUACAAAACAUUAGGAACACCUGCUCUUUCCAUGGCAUAGAUUGACCAGGUGAAAGCUAUGAUCCCUUGUUGAUGUCACCUGUUAAAUCCACUUCAAUCAGUGUAGAUGAAGGGGAGGGGACAGGUUAAAGGAUUUUUAAGCCUUGAGACAAUCAAGACAUGGAUUGUGUAUGUGUGCCAUUGAGAGUGAAUGGGAAAUACAAGAGAUUUAAGUGCCUUUGAACGGGGUAUAGUAGUAGGUGCUAGAUGCACCGGUUUGAGUGUGUCAAGAACUGCAACGUUGCUGGGUUUUUCACGCUCAACAGUUUCUCGUGUGUAUCAAGAAUGGUCCACCACCCAAAGGACAUCCAGCCAACUUGACACAACUGUGGGAAGCAUUGGAGUCAACAUGGGACAGCAUCCCUGUGGAACGCUUUCGACACCUUGUAGAGUCCAUGCCCCGACAAAUUUGAGGCUGUUCCACUAAAAGUUAACGAUCACUUGAUAAAUGAGAAAGAAUGGGUGCUCUAUAAAGAAGUGGUAGGUUAGUAACUUGGUAGUUAAGUUUGUUCUCUAUUUGUGGCACAUUUCCUUUGUUCUACGGUCUACUCACACCACAACCUUUGACCCUCAGGUCGUACAAGUCCAUGGACGGCAGGACCACGCCGCUGCUGUGCAGCACCAACCCGCCCACUCCCCAGCCGGCGUCCCCCGACCCAGGACACUGCCCCCUGCUGAAUGACUACAGCCACGUGGCCUCGCCCAUAAGCCCAGAUGCCACCUCCAACCCCCACACACCGUGCUCACGCGACUCCCACCGCCUGCUGUCCAGUGAGGACACGCGCUGCUCCACACCUGACUUCACCUUCGAGGAGAGGGUGAGGAUGAGUGUAACAACACACAAACAGACACACAUACGCACACAAAGAAUAACAGCACCUGGUCUUCGAGUCACUGUGCCCAAUAGUUUUCAUGUUGUGAUGAUGACAUGAUAUUCAGACAUGGGAAAGCAGUCACAAGUUAUAGCAGUUAUAUUGACCCUAGAAGACUAGGACGUUGCUGUACAUUCUGAGCUCUCAUUUGGUGAAUGUUGGAAAGUGAAGAGCGAGAACCAUUUUUUUGAUCAAUUUGCAUCAUUAGAUUAACUUGAUUAACAAAUUGUUGAUUUCAUGGUUUUCAGUUGUACUUAAAUUGACCCAAUGAUUUCCCGAAACAGACGGUGGCCCCGUGGGAGCAUCGAAAUUUCCCCCUGCCCGAGGACCCCGCUCCGGAGCCCGAGGUGGAGGGGGAAGAUGAGAGGAGGAGUUCGCGAGAGCGCAGCGUCUCGUGUUGCCCGUCGACAAGCUACGACACAGAUAGCCCCUUGCCUUAUGAUGACGACGCCCCCAAACAGAAGGGCCAUGCCCACCAAUGA
Molecule: messenger RNA, 13192 nt
Organism: Coregonus sp. 'balchen'
Lineage: Eukaryota; Metazoa; Chordata; Actinopteri; Salmoniformes; Salmonidae
Source: the annotation of a GenBank genome assembly